GAAACAGGUUUAGUAAGAUUGGAACUAACUCCGUGGUUGGUGGAUAAAGAUAUGACUAACUUGUCCAUGUGUUGAGAAACGAGCCCCUGGUGACUUAGUCGUUAGGUUACUGGUGACUUAAACAAUACCUCAUUGCGCUGUUGCAACAUGCACGGUUGUACUCUGUAUCUAUUGAUUUUUUAUUGCCAUUAAAAUCCCUGUGGAGGGGGAAAAAGAUUAUAAAAAAAGAGUUGUCCUAUUAAUGGAUUUUCUUUUCUUAAAUGUAUGUAUGAUCAUCACAGAAGGUCAUGUGGUUAAAAUAUGCAUAAGCCUCAAAAAUGAAAAUUCUCCCAUGGAUUACUAUUUUAGCCGUGUAUUGAACUGAAACCCUAAGGAAAAUGCAAAUGAAUAUACCAUUCCACUAUUUUAGUGGAACAUUCUAGAGUGAUUGUGUAUUUUGACCAUGCCGGUCUAACAUAUAGCAAAGAUAGAAUAAGAGAUAUUUUCAAGAGAAAUGAAUUAGGGGUCGUUUGCUAAAUGAUGUCCCUUUGUAGAUGAUUUAGCCCCACAAGAACAUGGUCCCUGCCUGCGUAAAGAGUUACAUAAUUCACGCGAACGGCUUAAUAAAACACACGGCUGGAAUGGAAAUUAAAUCUAAUUGUGUCGCAUGGUUGUUACAUAUUAACUUAGUAACACGUUUCAGUGUAUUAUAUAUAGUACCCUGUCUACCCGUCUGUGGGUUGAUAUCAAUACCAUAAACUACCGCAUUAGUGGAAUUAUUAAUUUAUUACUUAUUCAUUAAAUCCUAGCUCAAAUGAGUGUUCCUGAUAAAUACUAUGUUAUGAAUUUCUUUUCAGCCGAGUUCUCUGUUAUAAGAUAUGGAAAGGAAGUACGUCGGUCUGUGUCUUGGACUAUCGAUGGCGAUGAAACUUGUUUAGAAUUUGAAGACAUAGUUUCACCUGAAUUAAACGAAGUUAUCUCUGCAUUGGUUCCAUUGUGCCAAGCAGUGCAACAUAUUAUCAUUGACUGUUAUAUGUUCGAUUGGUAUAUUCCUGCACAUGACACCAGACCUUUCAUUCCAAUGAGAUCAGUCCUCACCGUUUGCAUUAGCUACAGGUACUCCGGAUCCCCGGAUACACCAAUCCUAUCGAUUCUCAGUGAUUGUUUUCCAAAUGCAAAGAGUCUUGAGCUAUCUGGCGACAGUAGAGAUUUCACACACACUCGGAAAUACCAUUCCGACCCCCCACUGUCUUCCUGGAGACAGGUAAAAUUAGACUUGUGGAACGGACACUCAAGAGACUUCGUCACUCUGGAGACCAUCUUCCUCUCCCUUUCUUCUGCCUGUCAAAACAUAGAAUCACUCUUCAUCAAAAGCUCUAAUGCUUUCCAAUGGGGCAAGUCAAGCACAACCAUCAAAGCAUGUAAACUACCUUUUUUGACUGAUAUCCAUCUUGAAUCUCGUUGGCGUGAAGAGCACUAUACACUUCAACUGAUAAAAUACUUGCUAUAUGACGUGAAUCCUGGUUUGAAGUUUGUCAAAGUAGAAAGUGUACAGCUAGGAAACGUAGUAUUGGAGAGUGUUGAAUGGUCCCGAACAUCUUCAGAUUGUGGGUUGCAAAUUAAAGGAGCAUCAGCGGCUGUACCCAUAACUGAGUUGAUUGAUCUUACAACUAGUGACCUUAAAGAUGUUACUGUUCUUACACUUGUCAGUUGCAAGAUUAAUUUCGGUCAGUCUGAAAGUAAGUCCCCGAAGGAACUUGGUACACUGCGGGAAAUCAGGUUUGUUGGUUCAGCAAACCCACUUUCCGAAUCUGACAGGAACAAGCUUUCGGAGUUGUAUCCUAAUGUCAAAGUGACUGAAAAUCAGACGAGUCAUGAAUCAUUUGUAGAAUCCCAGGAGGGUGCAGGGAUACCUUCCAAGUUGGACAAAGCCUCCUCUCAAUCACUCAAGACAUCUGCCAUAGAUGAACUUGUUGAGGGUAAAGUCGAAUUUCAUGAAGAUACAGGCUCACAGAACCCUGAAGGUGGAGAAGAAGAAACCUCAUGGCAAGAAAAAGAAGAGGAAUUUGACGUGAACCAAGGAAGCCUGCCCCAUGAAUCAGUACCCGAUGAAGGAGAUGUCGAAACAACCAAGAAGGAGUGCUGCAAGAGAGUUGGAGCUGAUGGUGGCAGACUGCAGCUAGAGUCCUUUGGAAUUGAACUUGAGAUACCUCCUGGUGCAAUCAACAGCAAAGAGCCACAGGAAAUCUCUCUUCGUGUUCUGACCGAUACUCCUAAUGUUGGUGACACCAAAAAAGAGAUGUCAGUCUGCUUUGGUGUACAGUGUUUAGCUCCUGAUGACUUAGUCCUGAGGUCACCGGUGACUUACACAAUACCUCAUUGCGCUGUUGCAACACAGUACUCCGGUUUAGAGGCAGUCUUAUACACAGGAGAGGGGAAAUACUUGCCAAAUGCAGUUAUAAAGGAACGGAAAGUUCUUCCAAGGUCUGGAAUAAACAGCUGCAACAUUAUGAAGGACGUACUCAAACUCAAGACGGAUCAUUUUUCAUGGGCAAAGAUUAUGAUCAUGAUCAACAACUUCUUAUACGGGAAGAGACUAUGCUUCUUGCCGUUUAAAGAAAAUAAGCUGACCCUGACAAGAACACCUUUCAUCUUACAUGCCUACAUUUACGAUGAUGUGGAAGGUAACAAGAAGACUGUAAUGAGUGAUGAAGAGGAACUUGAAUACAAACCUGCUUAUGGUGAACAGCAUGUCACGAUUAAGGAGGCAGAAGUUGAUCUUAAAGUGACAUGUUUGAACGGCACAGAAGCAAAAAUUGCUAACAUACCCUACUGUAGACUAAUACAUGAAACCAAGAUAUGUGAAGCCUUCGACUUUGAGGUCCCAAAUCAGUCAAAGAGUGUUUUAGUUUGCAUGAAAGCCGGACAAACAGAAGAAGUGGAGACCACAUGUAAAUUUCGGUUGGAUUUCUCAAUCCCCCAGAGUAAAGGGACCGCUUCUCAACUAGGAGUAGAACAUGGUGCAACAAGUUUACAGACGCAGCAGACAUCAAUUCAAAGAAGACAAGGAGACUUAGAGAUCAAUCCAGCUCCAGAGAGGGACUUUGAUGACAUCUUGAAAACCGUUGCAGAUAAAGUUGCCACACGGAAAGAGAUAGAUGAUCUAGGAAAGUCUCUUUGCUUUGGACCAGAGGAUAUCGGCCGUUUCGUUGAGGAGAACAUGAAAGAGACAGGGGUGUCGUAUAUGGGAACUCUUUCAAUGCUCCGUAAGUGGAGGAAAAAGCAAACAAAGAAUACAGAGCUGAAGGCCUUGCAGACUGCUCUAGAAGAGGCUGGUCAAAUCCAUCUCGCUGAUGAACUAUUUGGUAAAUGA
Messenger RNA from Lytechinus variegatus (green sea urchin), 3352 nucleotides. RefSeq lists its product as uncharacterized. Gene Ontology annotation, cellular component: membrane. The transcript has 8 exons. NCBI's taxonomy places the organism in Eukaryota, Metazoa, Echinodermata, Echinoidea, Temnopleuroida, Toxopneustidae. Gene Ontology annotation, biological process: netrin-activated signaling pathway. Gene Ontology annotation, molecular function: protein binding; netrin receptor activity. The record is from RefSeq and is a predicted model, not a curated record. The coding region runs from base 794 to 3352 and encodes 852 amino acids.